AUGGUGGACUUGUAUGGCAAGUGUGAAAGUCUAGAAGAUGCUCGCAGGGUGUUUGAUUCGAUGGAGCAGCACGACAUCGUUUCCUGGACAUCGAUCAUCACAGGCUAUGCUCACGAGAGCCAAGAUGGAGACGAAGCUUUCCUUCUCUUCUCUUCCAUGCAAGAACAAGGAUUUAAACCCGAUCGUUUAGCUUGUGUCGCCGCUAUCAAGGCUUCUUGGCCUGGAGAGAGAUCCAGCAGUCUGGUUGAUAUGUAUGCCAAGUGUGGAAGCUUGAUCAUGGACAUUCGCAGGGUAUUUGAUAAGAUCUUAGAUCGCGACAUACUCUCGUGGAACUCUUUCCUGUUUGGAUGUGUUUACAUUGGCGAGGACGAGCUUGCGUUGGAAUGCUAUGCAGCCCUGGAAGUUGCUCCAAACUCUCAAACCUUUCUUGCGUUGUUGCAAGUUUGCAGGAACCUGGGAGAUUUGAAGCUCGGGAAGCUCUUCCACGGACAGAUUCUCCGGCAGGGACUGGAAGGGAGUUCUGUAAGGAUUUCCCUGCUCGACUUCUACUGUAAAUGCGGGAGCGUCGAGGUCGCCGAGCUUGUGUUUGAGAGCUCCAUUGCGUCUCCCAACACUGUGGCAUGGAAUACUUUGAUUGCAGGACAUGGCGCUCAAGGAGACGCCAUCGCUGCGUUCCAAGCGUUUCGGAGCAUGCGACGAGUUUACACAGUCGCCGAGCUCGAGAGCAAGCUUGGUGUUGUCAACAAGCUCUCGCCAAGCUCUCACAUUGGAUGUUUGCCACAAAGGUUUCGCAAAGCCACCACCGAUUGCCGCCAUGUAUCACGGGCACCUGUGACUUCAGUAGGCACGAGAUCUUUGCAACUGAACUGGGAAAAGAAACCGGCUCAGCAAUGGUAG
Messenger RNA from Selaginella moellendorffii, 897 nucleotides. Its product is annotated as putative pentatricopeptide repeat-containing protein At3g13770, mitochondrial. Lineage: Eukaryota; Viridiplantae; Streptophyta; Lycopodiopsida; Selaginellales; Selaginellaceae. The record is from RefSeq and is a predicted model, not a curated record. Gene Ontology annotation, molecular function: protein binding. The coding region runs from base 1 to 897 and encodes 298 amino acids. The transcript is spliced from 3 exons.